This is a messenger RNA of Angiostrongylus costaricensis, 306 nucleotides long. NCBI's taxonomy places the organism in Eukaryota, Metazoa, Nematoda, Chromadorea, Rhabditida, Metastrongylidae. The record is from the annotation of a GenBank genome assembly.
AUGUGUUGUGGUCUCUCAUGUGAAAAGUUUUUUUGUGGUUAUUGCGCCGAUGUGAUCGGUCGACACAGAUAUGAUGGACACAGCACGCGGCUGUUGUUGUUGCUGCUCUCGAUGAACUUUGCGCUUUGUUUAGCUACGACAACAACGACGACGAGGAGCAGUGGAGGGACGACGGUGGAGGGCAGCACCGACGACGACGACAAUGAAGUGGAGUGGAGUGAAGAGGGUGGCAACAUCGACGACGACGAAGAGAGAGCCACCACAACUACUGUACUGGUCAACGCUCGCUACAACGUCAACACAUAA